Molecule: messenger RNA, 3025 nt
Organism: Cygnus atratus (black swan)
Lineage: Eukaryota; Metazoa; Chordata; Aves; Anseriformes; Anatidae
Gene: STRADB
Product: STE20 related adaptor beta
Exons: 11
Coding region: 710-1960 (416 amino acids)
Biological process (GO): protein phosphorylation
Molecular function (GO): protein kinase activity; ATP binding; protein serine/threonine kinase activator activity
Source: RefSeq, a predicted model, not a curated record
UUACACUUCAGAAACCUGAUAUGCUUAUUAGACAGUCAUCUCUCUCUCCUCCCCGCGUAAGCUUUCAAAACAUUAGGCAGAAAGCAAGUCUGCUAGGGGACUUGCAAAGUGGCUACUCUGAUCUGUGAUGUUUGAAUGCUGAUUCUGUAACCUAAGUAAUGUGAAAAAAUUAGUUGUUUUCCCUCCUUUUCUUACUCAAGUUCCCUACAGUAGUAUUUGCACUCUAUGUUUCACAAUUGAAAGAGUAAUAGCUUUUGGCUUGCUUUUUGUGAGCUAGUUCAUCUGCACGCAGCUGAGCUGAAAUAUGACUAGUACAGCUAGUGCUCCUUUAAAACAGACAUUUUUUUUCUUUCUUAUGAACUGCUAGUGGUUCAUGAAUCUAUUUCUUUUUUAUUCUCUGCACUUAUGCAGUUAACUUGUAAUUACAUUGCUUGUUCAGAAAUGGUAACAGGAUUUCUUAACCCAUGAAUUAAAAAGGAAAACUUUAGUUGAAACGUACGUUGCACGCUGCUUAAAGGUUUGAUACAAGCAGGCCUUCCCAAACCUGCAGAAGUUUGUGUGUGUGAGAUAACAGAGGAAUGCCUCAGCUCUGAUUUACAGAGAGACUGAUGUUCGUCACAUGUUCAUGGACAAUCUUAUGUUGUUGCUACUUUAAUUUUUCUAGGAUAAAUGGGUGUAUAUGACUUUUCCCCUCAUCUAAAGCAGUUCCAUGUCUUGUUUGGACUGUUCCUGUAUUCUACGUACACCAGUUGAGUCACUCAGACCAGAAAAGCAAUCUCAGAGCAGCAUCCAUGAAUGCCUGGCUGAUUCUGAACUAGCCUGGAUUCCCCCAUCUACAGGAGAGAAUGAAAUGAUAUUUUGUUCUUCCAAUGUCUCUCACUAUGAACUCCAGGUGGAAAUAGGAAGGAGAUUCAACAACUUAACUUCAGUCUACCUUGCACGGCAUACACCUACAGGCAUGCAAGUUGCUGUAAGGAUCACAGACCUAGAAAGUUGCUCUGAAGAGCAUUUGAAAGCCUUACAGAAUGAGGUGGUUUUAUCCCACUUUUUCCAGCAUCCCAACGUAAUGACGUUUUGGACUGUGUUUACAGCUGGUAGUUGGCUUUGGGUCAUUUCUCCAUUCAUGGCCUAUGGUUCUGCUAGACACCUGCUGAAGACUUACUUUCCUGAAGGAAUGAGUGAAGCUUUGAUAGGGAACAUUUUGUUUGGUGCAAUCAGAGGAUUAAAUUACAUGCACCAGAAUGGCUACAUUCACAGGAAUAUUAAAGCUAGCCACAUUCUGAUUUCAGGGGAUGGACUGGUUUCUCUCUCUGGUUUAAACAAUUUAUACAGUUUAGUUAACAAUGGACAAAAGUCAAAGGUGGUAUAUGAUUUCCCCCAGUUUAGUACGUCUGUACUUCCUUGGCUGAGUCCUGAACUACUGAGACAGGAUUUGUCUGGGUAUAACAUGAAGUCUGAUAUUUACAGUGUGGGAAUCACAGCAUGUGAAUUAGCCAAUGGACAUGUUCCAUUUCAAGAUAUGCCUCGCACUCAGAUGCUGCUGCAAAAACUGAAAGGUCCUGCAUAUUGUCCUUGGGAUAUAAAUACCUUCCCCCAUGGGGAAUCCAGGAUGAAGAAUUCCCGAUCAGGUGUUGAUUCUGGAAUUGGUGAGAGUAUGACACGCACAAUGACCAGUGAAAGACUAAAAAUUCCCUUUUCCAAAACGUUUUCCCCUGCUUUCCACAACUUGGUAGAACUUUGUUUGCAACAGGACCCCGAGAAAAGGCCAUCAGCAAGCAGUUUGCUUUCGCAUACGUUCUUCAAGCAGAUAAAAGAACAAACACAGAGCUCACUACUGUCCCUGUUACCGCCUCCUAUUCAAAAUAGUAGAUCAGAGCUCUUGGCACUGCCCUCAGCAACAGCUGGGAUUGAACUUGGAUGCAUUACUACAAAUCAACAUGAAACAGACUGGGAAUUCUAAGCAGACACCAAACAAUCAUACCUCUCCUGUGCUUCAAAUAAGGAAAAUGUGAUUUCUACUUGCUGCUUUACUUUGUAUGGUUAAAAUACGAUUAGACGAGGUAUACCUGAAAAUGCAGUUGAAGUGGCCAUAUUUCAUUAACUUAAUCCCAUCUGGGCAUCACGAAGUGCAGUACACCUCACUUUCUCUGACCACAAGGAAAACUGUAUAUAGAGAAUGACUGACCUCUUAUCUCCCUCCUUCCAAAUAUUUCUUUAAAAAUGCAGCAGGAGCCCUCUUAUUUGUUGUCUAUAAUGCAUUUUUUUUAGCUCACAUUACUGCAGAUCAAUUGCCUUUCUGAAUGCAAGGCUUUGUUUUUUGUCUACAGCCUUCCUUCAACAAUCUACUUGUCUUUUCAUUAUCACCCAAAUGAUAUGAUAGUAAGGAGGAAUCCUCUACUGCAGAAAUUAGCUGAUGAUACGAAAAAAAAAAAUUUCUCACACCUCCCAGAAGACAUUUUUCUCACUUGACAUGCUGUCAAUACUUGCCAGUUUAGCAGUCCAUCAAGUCUUUCCUGCAAUUUUAAUAUUGCAUGUUGCCCAAAGAAGCUACUUGAAAAUGACUCAUACUCUUGCAUUUGUCUACAGUUUUAGUACAAAUUUGUGCUUUUGCAUCUGCAUUUAUUGAUGUCUUAAAAAAAAAGAUAUAUCCUCACUACAUUUUAGGAAAAAGUUCUGUCCCAAAGUACCUAUUACUGACUAGUUCUGACAGAAGUGAAAGUGUAUAGAUACAGAAUGGAUACAUUUUGAGUUUUUAACUUAUACAACAUUCCACUGUUAAGUACUUGAAUCUUACACAGCUGGGCUUAUCUGCAACCAGCCUUGAGAAUACUUCUGCUUUGCCAGCAGCUUCCCUGCAAAGCCUUCAAGGCAAAAUGACCAGAAGUCAAGCCUGAGAUGCAUGAAUUUCUAAAUGACCACACUGAAGUAUUAAUAAAAAAAAAAAUCAAUUCUACUCACUAUGCUGUGAAGAGAGCUCUCAUAAUUCAAAACAUAAUAGGUAAAACUAAAAUUAAGAACCUUUCAA